This is a messenger RNA of Drosophila nasuta, 1878 nucleotides long. It is a transcript of the gene Rab9, whose product is annotated as RAS oncogene family member Rab9. Gene Ontology annotation, biological process: retrograde transport, endosome to Golgi. Lineage: Eukaryota; Metazoa; Arthropoda; Insecta; Diptera; Drosophilidae. Gene Ontology annotation, cellular component: lysosome; late endosome; phagocytic vesicle. The record is from RefSeq and is a predicted model, not a curated record. Gene Ontology annotation, molecular function: GTPase activity; GTP binding.
GGUCAUUAGUAGCGACACCGCGCGGUUGAACGCAAGCUCAACAGAGUGUUCAAUUUCAAUGGUUUAAUUGUCAGUUGGGCAAAAAGUGCACGUUACUAUAAUUACAACAAUAAAUAAAUGUAAAUAAAUGCCUUGCAACGAGAUAAAUGAUUGAUGAGACAAAAGAAGUUGAAUUCAAACAGAUCCGCGUGACGUGUGUGUAGUGAUAAUUUACUGUUGCGCAGUUUUUACAGCAAUUUACUUUAUAUUAUUUUUUAUUAUUGUUGCUAUUGCGACAACCGGCGGUUGGUUCCCCCUACGUACAAAUACAAAAAUGACAAAUAUGCGACCGCCGCAAAAAAAUAAACUACUCAAGGUCAUCAUAUUGGGCGACGGUGGUGUGGGAAAGUCGGCGCUACUCACACGCUUCGUAUCAAAUCGUUAUGAAGAAAACAAUUUCCAUACCAUUGGAGUGGAGUUCAUGAACAAGGACAUCACAGUCGACGGAGAAAAGUACACGCUGCAGAUAUGGGAUACAGCUGGACAGGAGCGUUUUCGUGCCUUGAGAACGCCCUUCUAUCGGGGCUCUGACAUUUGCUUGCUCUGCUAUGCCGUGGAUGAUCGGGAUAGCCUGCGAGGACUACGACUAUGGCGCAACGAGUUCCUCAACUAUGCGGACGUGAACGCAGACAGAUUUCCCUUUAUUGUGGUGGGGAAUAAGAAUGACAUUCGACCGGAUAAGCGACAAGUGGGACGCGAGGAUGUGCAACAGUGGUGUGCGGAGCAAUCGAUUGCCUCACACAUCGAGACCUCCUCGAAGACGGCGACCAAUGUGACGGACGCCUUCGUGCUUGGCCUGCGCCAAUGGAAGACAAUGGAGUGCGUAGCCGAAGCGGAGCAGCGACAAAAUGGCGACACCAUUGAUUUGACCCGUCCCAUUCGGCUGAUGCAACGUCGCAGUUGCUGCACCGGCGGUGGAGGGAGCGGUAAACCAACUGACGUCGUCGAUGCGGACGACGAUGAUGGGCAAAUUGCAGAUGCUGCCAUGCGUUCACCCUCCUCAAUGUCGCGCCACUUGUUUGGUCAGGCACGUAGUUCACCCAAGGCGCCAUCGAGCAAUUACCGUCUGUGAGCUCAGACUGCGUGAGUGGGGCAAGUUUGUUUUUUAUAUUUGUUGUUUUUACAUUAAAUACUUAGCCAGAGGCAAUAAUUACAUUCCAGUCGGGCUAAAUGAUAGUUCAGCCGAGUCAUAGCGCAGACCAAAUACACAUUAAGUCUAAUGUAGGAAACAGAUUCUGAGUUGAAGGCAAAUCGAAAGAUUAGCGAGUAAGUGUUCUCAUCACAGUAGAUAAGCUAAUUACAAUGUCUACAUAACAAUGGUACUUUUCUUGAGUAUGAAACUUGUAUAACAGUUUGAAAUUUGUUAACAUUGAAGAGUGGCAUGUAGCUGUGAAAGACAAGGUUUCCAAAAAUAUGCUGAAGAUGUGCUUAUUAAGCUAUACACCAGUAUGUGUAGAACACUUUAACUAUAUACUUAUUUAUAUAAAUGUUUACGGUCUUUAUAUGACAGUUGUGCCUUUCAAUCGGAUCAAUUGAGUUGACCAUUUUGUUUAUACUGCUUUAGCUAUUAUACAAUUUUUAAUGUAGUAACAGUAACUGGUAUACCAAAAAAAGAUUUAAAAUCGCGACAACAAAAUGUAUAUGAAGCUGUGGGAAAAACAUAGUUCAGACAAUUGAAGUGACAUUUUAAGUGUCUAUUAACAUAUAAUGUACACGAAACAAUGAAAGCGACUUUGAAUAAUGGUCUUGACAACAACAAGAGAUUUGUAUGUCUAAGUAUAAACACUUAAAUUGUAAAUUACACGCAUGAUGCAACUCAAAUAAAUUGGAGUCAAAGUU